Hyposmocoma kahamanoa is the source of this 1296-nucleotide messenger RNA. RefSeq lists its product as uncharacterized. NCBI's taxonomy places the organism in Eukaryota, Metazoa, Arthropoda, Insecta, Lepidoptera, Cosmopterigidae. The transcript is spliced from 6 exons. Gene Ontology annotation, molecular function: K63-linked polyubiquitin modification-dependent protein binding; protein kinase C binding; zinc ion binding. Gene Ontology annotation, biological process: mitophagy; aggrephagy; endosome organization. Gene Ontology annotation, cellular component: aggresome; amphisome. Bases 1 to 1227 code for a protein of 408 amino acids. The record is from RefSeq and is a predicted model, not a curated record.
AUGGUUAAUUAUUGUUGCGUACAAGGUUGUGGACGUAAUAGUCGAAAUAACAAACACUUGAACUUUUAUGGACUCCCGAAAGAACGACAUCGGCAGGCUCAAUGGCUGAAAGCCGCCGGUAGAGACGACCUUCUCGAAAAAGAGCCAAAUAAAUUAACAGUGUCCUACAGAUUUUGUUCUCGUCAUUUUGCGCCUUCAAGUACUAGAAACAGAUAUUUGGGCGCAGAUGCUAUUCCCACUUUCUAUGUGCCUGGUUCUCGGUUGUCGGGUACUGGUGAAGAGGAAGCAUAUGCAGCUAUGGACCAUGAACCGAAACCACAUAACAAUGUAAUUUGCAACAGCUGCAAGGAACAGAUCAUUGGGUUCCGCUACAAGUGUACCUCUUGUGAUGACUAUGAUCUUUGCCAUAAGUGCGAGUCACUGGAACAACAUCCGCAGCACUUUAUGCUGAGGAUUCCUAAACCCAUGAAGUUUAAAUUUGCCGACAAUCUUCUAAAAAAAUGGCGUACAUUUUUUAAAUCCGACCAUAUAAAACCAACGACCCCUGAAUUCCUUAAUUUUGACAGUGAGAGUAGUGACGAUGAACCAAUCACAAAAUAUGCUAAAAACUAUGAUAGCGGCAUCGACCUUUCUGAAGACGUAAAAAACAAAAUACGCAAAGAGGUUUCGCGCGUUCUUAAAAUAAAAGUCUCUGAGAAAUCAAAGCCUCAAAAAAAGAAAAUUGAACGUAAAAGACCUGUAGCGCAAGAAGAUAAACCCCAGGAUAAUGUGGCUAAAAGAAUGAAAUGUGAGAAUGUGGAUGAAUCGAAGUCCAGAAUUGAGGGCAUUGUUGCCACAGUUCCGGAGGUGGCAUUCGCAGACGUUAACGAUAUCAUAGACGGACAGAUUUUAGAAAUGAAACCCGAGUUUCCUGUUGCAUCUGCACAAGCUGAAGUGCAAGUGAUGUCUCAACGUGAACCACCACUUACCGAAAGCAUAUCCAAUGAUAACCAAUAUUUGCUAUAUGCUGGUGGUGCAUGGUCAUCAAAUGCAAACCCUUCUAAUCGUGAGGCAUAUGCCAGUAGCUCAAGUUCGGUGGUGAUGGGUAACAAUCUUAAUACACAGACUAAUGAUCGAGAAGUGAGUACGACAGAACAACCUGUGAUGCAUGUGAAGCUAAGCGAGGAUAUGACAGAGCUAAUGAUAGAAGUCACGUCCAGGAACCAGAAAACUGUAUACAAGUGCUGAAUUUAGAUUAUAAGGCACAUUAUCAUAGUAUACAAAUGUAAUAUACUCUAAAUAAUGUACAAAUAAAUG